AUGUCGCACGGCAAGCAGUUCACUCUCUUCAGCCUUAAGCCUGGCCCGAACGGAUGGCAUGUCGCCUUCAUCCUCGAAGAGCUCGGCCUGACCUACGAGAACGUGUUUCCCAACUUAGACGUUACAGCGCAUCAGGGCCCUGAGGACCUCGUCAAAUACAACCCGAACGGUCGUAUCCCUGCGCUCAUCGACCACGGCAACAACGACUUCGUCAUCUGGGAGUCCGGUGCGAUCAACCAGUACAUCGUCGACAGGUACGACAAGGAGCGCAAGAUCUCUCUCGCACCCGGCACAGAGGAGUACUACACCCAACUUCAGUGGCUGUACUUCCAGGCUUCCGGCCAGGGUCCGUACUUCGGCCAGCUGGUCUGGUUCGCCGCCUACCACCCGGAGAAGCCGCAGAGCGUCCUCGACCGCUACACGAACGAGAUCAAGCGUGUGUUCGGCGUCCUUGAGGGCGUGCUCUCGAAGCAAGAGUGGCUUGUCGGCAACAAGCCCACCGUCGCAGACAUCUCCUUCUGCAGCUGGAACGAGAUCAUCACUACCACUGUCCUCCAGAACUUUAACUUCGAGAAGGAGUUCCCCGUCACUGCCAAGUGGCACAAGAAGAUUCUCGCGCGCCCUGCCAUCAAGAAGGUUUGGGACGAGCGCGCCAAGCUGCUUGCUCAGGGGUAAAGUUCGCACGGGUUGUUGCGUAGUAUACUCUUCGGAAAGUCAGAAUGCACUGGAUAUAAACGCACUUUCAGUCGUGGCUCGUAGAUGAAAACCACACUUUUGCUGUCUGGAAUCGAUAAUCUGAGCAAGGACUUGAAUUGAUCUGGGAUAAGUACG
Messenger RNA from Phanerochaete carnosa HHB-10118-sp, 831 nucleotides. RefSeq lists its product as uncharacterized. The transcript is spliced from 4 exons. Bases 1 to 675 code for a protein of 224 amino acids. Lineage: Eukaryota; Fungi; Basidiomycota; Agaricomycetes; Polyporales; Phanerochaetaceae. The record is from RefSeq and is a predicted model, not a curated record.